AUGGAAGGAGGAGAGGAAAGUAUCAGCUUUGUGAAUCAGCAGUUCCUCAGCUCAAGACCACUUGAUGAGAAGAACAUCCUGGAGUACUUUUCAGGAUCGCCUUUCUAUGACAAGUCGUGUAACAACGAGAUAUUAAGAAUGCAAACACAGUUCAGAGGAUUGGAGUACAGCAAAGCCACACUCUCAACAAUGGCAGGGAUUUUCUACGAAGUUCUGAGCACCAACACAGAAAAAACACUGUUCGUUGUUUCCAAAUCAUAUAAUCACAUAACACAUACAGAGAUGCUUGGCAUUUACUACAUAAUGCACGGAUAUGUGUACUCGGCACCUACAAACUAUUCGAUCUACAGGAGCAGGAUGACGGACUCGAUGUGGAUGCUGAACUCGUUCAUAAUCAAGAUGAUGGACAGGAAGAAAUUCAAUCCAUUUUCAAUACAGAGAAGAAAGCAGAGCACAAAUAAGAUUGAGGACGGAAGCAGCUUGGGAUUCAUGAUGGAUGUGUUCAAUGAGUUCAGAAAGGAGCUUGAGCCAAGAAGACAGCAAUAG
Ordospora pajunii is the source of this 546-nucleotide messenger RNA. RefSeq names its product mediator of RNA polymerase II transcription subunit 6. The transcript has a single exon. The record is from RefSeq and is a predicted model, not a curated record. Bases 1 to 546 code for a protein of 181 amino acids. Gene Ontology annotation, biological process: regulation of transcription by RNA polymerase II. Gene Ontology annotation, cellular component: mediator complex; core mediator complex. NCBI's taxonomy places the organism in Eukaryota, Fungi, Microsporidia, Ordosporidae. Gene Ontology annotation, molecular function: transcription coactivator activity.